UGCGUGCGGGCCCCACAUCUCGCGCAGUCGUCACCAACGGAUACCGCGCUGCCUUCUCCGGAAUCACUGCCCACUUUCCCCGCCCAAGCCCAGCGGCGGCGCUCUCCACGCCAGAUCCAAUCCGCCGCGCGCAGCAGCAUUGCGUUCCUCUCUGGAGCGCAGGCGCGUCUGCACCGUUGGUAGGACGUGGAGAAGAGAGGAUGGGGCUGCCGCGCGAGGUGGUGGAGAUCAGCUCCGACGAGGAGGAGGAGGGGUGCUCCGGGAAGUUGUCCGUCUCGCCCGGCCCCCUCGGGUGGGUCGCCAAGCUCGGUGCAUCGCCGGCGCCGGUACCGCGGAAGAAGAAGGGCAGGUCCGCCGGCGUUCGCGGCGUCAAGUACGAGGACGGAGAGGACGACGAUUGCGUGGUUCUGGACGGUGACCCUCACAGGCCAGUAGCGGCUUCGGGUGCCAAGGGGAGAAAUGCGCGGAGGGAUGGCGCGUCGGACGAGGUGGAGAUCGUUGCCGUCAAAGGCGAGAUAGCGUGCAAGGACUUCCCUCACUCACGCCAUUCAUGUUCUGAAUUGCCCUUUAGCACCACAUCUCACGUGAAACAUUGCAGCAUGUGCUACUGUUUUGUCUGCGAUGCUCCUGCUCCAUGCAAGUAUUGGGGCAAAGGGCUCUCGAAUGAUGAUCAUUGUCAUGCCACCGACAAGGAAACAAAGUGGAAAACCCUGAGGCAAGUAUUCAAGUACAAAAAUCGGCCAGCGCCUUAUCUGGAAAAACACAGGAAUGUUGUGCACACAACAACGCCAACAGGGAGACAACAGGAAUACUACGAGGGGUGCACACCAGAGGAGUACAGGGUGCAGGAUGAGGGGGAGUACUUCGAGCCUGAUGAGGAGGCCACAGUGUGUGUCAGGAACUUACCCUAUGACAUUGACAGCGAGGACCUUGCACAGCUCUUCGUUUAUGCUGGAGGCGUCGUGUUCUCGGAGAUCAUCUACGACAGGGAAACAGGCCAGAGCUGUGGAUAUGGGUUUGUCACCAUGAGUACUGUUCAGGAGGCUGAGAAGGCUGUGGAGUUAUAUCAUCGCCGCGAGAUGGAUGGCAGACCUAUGACCGUGAACAAAGCAUCUGCUACUAGGGUUGCCCGGAUAGACGAAGAACCUUCUCCCCGUCGAUCCCUGUCUUCAUUCAAGAUCUUCGUGGCGAACAUUCCGUGGAAAGCGGACAACUCUAGUCUGAAGCAGCUGUUCAGCAAGUAUGGUGAAGUGAUCAACGCUAAAGUUGUUAAACACCACGGAGUGAGAGCAUUCGGCUUCGUCACAAUGGCAACACCGGAAGCAUCGGACCACGCCAUUUGGUACCUGAACAACCAGACUUGGAGGGGGCGUAGGCUGCGAGUGAGAUUUGCGAAAGAGAAGGGCCGUGCAUGAUGCUGGCUGAGAAUGUGUAGAGCUUUCAUUAGCCUUUUUUGCCAAAUUGCCAUGCUGCUCUCUGUUACUGUUACUACCCCUGUAACAGAUAAUGACACGAUAAAAGAAGCAUUAAGUUUUGUCUGUGACGAAAAACAUUUACUGACAAAAUCCUGUAAUGUUUA
Molecule: messenger RNA, 1579 nt
Organism: Lolium perenne
Lineage: Eukaryota; Viridiplantae; Streptophyta; Magnoliopsida; Poales; Poaceae
Molecular function (GO): RNA binding
Source: RefSeq, a predicted model, not a curated record